GGCUCUGCAUAGCAGUGGUGAUAUAACCAAAAGUCUGCCACCACGUUGCAGGCGACUUGCACCGCGGCCGACAGGUGCCCGAGAUCGUCCCGCCCAUACGCGCGCGCCACGAUGUCCGAAAAAGUUCCCGACACCCCGCUGGAGGUCCUCGUGCAUCUCCUGACCAGAGCUAAGGAAGCGGCCGAGGCGAGCGGCGCGGUGCCGGAGGAGGUGACGCGCCCGCUGCAGAAGGCUCUGGACAUCGCCAGCGGCCUGGACGUCUACCUGGAGACCAUGAGCACACAGCAAAGUGAACCUCUGGCAGAGCUCUACAAUAAGACCGUCUCCCAUGACUGGGAUCAAGUGCACAAGGAGGGCAAAACUAAAUUCCGCCUUCCUAAGGAGUGCAUCACUGGACAUGUUGAAGGCCAGACCUUGAAGAUGCUGAUCCACAUGAGUCAAGCUAAGCGGGUUCUAGAGAUCGGGAUGUUCACCGGCUACGGCGCGCUGUCCAUGGCCGAAGGUCUCCCCGAGGACGGCUGCUUAGUCGCCUGCGAGCUGGAGCCGUAUCUCAAAGACUUCGCUCAGCCCAUUUUUGACAAGUCUCCACAUGGCAGGAAGAUCACUGUGAGGACGGGGUCCGCCAUGGACACCCUGAGGGAAUUGGCUGCCGCAGGUGAGCAGUUUGACGUGGUCUUCAUUGAUGCUGACAAGGACAAUUACAUCAAUUACUACAACUUCAUCCUGGACAACAAUCUGGUGACAUUGCGAGGGGUCAUAUGUGUCGAUAACUCGCUGUUCAAAGCCAAGGUUUAUCUGAAAGACACAACGGACAGCAAUGGACUGGCGCUCAGAAAGUUCAACCAGUUUGUGUGUGAUGACCCACGUGUUGAGCAGGUCAUUAUCCCUCUGAGAGACGGCAUCAGCGUUAUCCGUCGGGUAUCUGCGGCCUCCGAGUGUGCAAGGACACAGAGUAAAAUAACAGACGACGAGGUUUUCCGCGGGGUCAAGGGGCUCCCCAUUCUCCAUCGGCUGCGUCUCGAUGGAAAGGUGGCCUACGUGACCGGCGCCGGGCAGGGCAUAGGCCGCGCCUUCGCCCAUGCCCUGGGGGAGGCCGGCGCCAAGGUGGCCGUGGUGGACCGGGACCAAGAUAAAGCCGAGGCGGUGGCGAAAGAGCUCCUCCUCAAAGGCAGCAACGCCGUCGCAAUCACAGCCGACAUCAGCAGGUCGGAGGACGUUCAGAGGAUGAUUGACAGCAUUGUCUCCAGAUGGGGGUCAAUCGACGUCGCCUGCAACAACGCCGGCAUCAACAUGAACUCUGCCAGUGAAGACACCAGCCUGGAGGAGUGGGACCAAACCUUCAACGUCAACCUGAGGGGGACCUUCAUGUGCUGUCAGGCAGCAGGUCGAGUGAUGUUGAAGCGAGGAUACGGCAAGAUUAUCAACACGGCCUCUAUGGCCAGUCUAAUAGUCCCCCACCCGCAGAAGCAGCUGUCCUACAACACGUCCAAGGCGGGAGUGGUCAAACUGACUCAGACGCUGGGCGCCGAGUGGAUGGACAGAGGAGUUCGUGUCAACUGCAUCUCACCGGGGAUUGUUGACACCCCUCUCAUCCACUCGGAGAGCCUGAGGCCUCUGGUGCAGCGCUGGCUGUCAGAUAUCCCUGCUGGUAGACUGGCUCAAGUGACAGACCUGCAAGCUGCAGUGGUCUACUUGGCAUCUGACGCCUCCGACUACAUGACAGGGCAUAACUUAGUCAUAGAGGGUGGGCAAAGUCUGUGGUAGAGGGGGGCAGAUGGAGAGAUGAAACUUUUCUUCUGUUUGCUUAGUGUCUGGAAUAGGCGGCACUGGGAGUAUUUCCCUUUGGUACGUUCACAUCCGUCUGUGCUGGAUUCUCUUGUUAAAAUCUGUAUUGUGAUGCGAUAACUGCUGCUGUGUACAGAAGCAAAGCCCCCCCCUUCUGUUGGACCUCAUUUGGGUUUAAUCCCCUUUGAAUUGUGCCAUGAUUCAGAUAUAAGAAGUUUGCAACGUCAUACAUUUGUCGUAGCGUCAUUUAGAUUUGCGUGGAACCUUUAAGUGAAUCUGUCGUCCCAGCGAUGCACAUCGCACACCUCAUGUGCAUCGCCUCAAAAGGGAUCAAAUCAUUAUUUGUCUACCAGACCUUUUUCUCCCAAAAGCCUGUCCCAUGUUGGUCCAACGGAACGGAGGUAUCUUCACCUUUCUGUAGCUGCGUUCUUCUGUCACGUGUUCAUGGCGUGAACAUUUGAGUGCAUCAUGUCAAAUAGAAGAAAGACGCACAAUGAAAAUCACUGUGAAAAACUCUACCUGUGCCUUGAAAGGUGUCAUUAGUUUUGUUAUCAUUAUUUUAUAGUUCCAAUGCUGUAACAAUCAAAACACUUUUGGUAAAUGUUAAUUUUGUGUUAAACAUCAUGAAUAUACAUUGUCCAGGUUGUUGUUUUUUCAUAUCACGCUGUCAUACAAAAAUGUGUUUUGAAGCAGUUGCAGUUUUCUACUAAGAUGAACCAAGAUGCAGGUCCUUUGGAUGCGCACAUGCACAGGUGGAACGUGUAACUGACCAAAUAAACGGGAACAAAUAA
Messenger RNA from Gasterosteus aculeatus aculeatus (three-spined stickleback), 2576 nucleotides. RefSeq lists its product as uncharacterized. NCBI's taxonomy places the organism in Eukaryota, Metazoa, Chordata, Actinopteri, Perciformes, Gasterosteidae. Gene Ontology annotation, molecular function: oxidoreductase activity, acting on the CH-OH group of donors, NAD or NADP as acceptor; O-methyltransferase activity. The record is from RefSeq and is a predicted model, not a curated record.